CAGCACUUGGAGAGAGCUGCCGAGGCACUGGUCCCACGUCUGUUGGAUUGCGAGGGGCCAAGCUGUUCUGCAAAGUGGUGUGCCGCGGGCAGUCCCUUCAGUCACGCACCUCACCGUGUUGUACCUGGUGUAUCCCCUCAGUGGGCCGUUGGCUCCUCCCUCCUGGCCUCUCACUGGGCCUGGCCACUCCCCGCCUGUGAAGGGGCUGGCAACCUGCCCAGCUCUGGGGCGCCCUGCACUGUUCCCUGCCGCCUGCCGCCAACCCCUCUUUGUCCUGCAGAUGGUGCAGUCGCUGGGCUUUGCCAUCUACCGCGCACUGGACUGGGGCCUGGACGAGAGCAAGGAGCUCGAGCUCAGCCCACAGCUGGAGAGGCUCAUCGACCUCAUGGCCGACAGCGGCUGUGGGGCAGCAGACGGGGGCUACGGGGGUCCAGAGGAGGAAGAGGAGGUUGCAGGCCGUGGCUCCUGGGCCCUGCGCACCUUCUCCCAGGCCAUGCGGCUGUGCGCGGCGCGGCUGACCGACCCUCGGGGCGCGCAGGCCCACUACCAUGCUGUGUGCCGCGCACUCUUUGUGGAGACGCUGGAGCUCCAGGCCUUCCUAGCCAGGGUGUGGCAGGGCAAGGAGAUGCUCCAGAAGCUGGGGAAGGAUGAGCCUCAGGUGGAAAAGCCACUGGCAGAGCUGGACAACCUGAGACACACAGACUGGGCCCGGCUGUGGGUCCAGCUCAUGUGGAAGCUGCGCCAUGGGGUGAAGCUCAAAAAGGUACAGGAGCAAGAGUUCAAGCCCCUGCCCACCAAGUUCCAACUCACCCCCUUCGAGAUGCUGAUGCAGGACAUCCGCGCCAGGAACUACCACUUGCACAAGGUCAUGGUCGAUGGGGACAUCCCUCCACGAGUGAAGAAGGAUGCACAUGAGCUUAUCCUGGACUUUAUCCGCUCCUGGCCUCCGCUGAAGCAGGUCUUGGAGAGAAGGCCUCCCUUGCCACAGAAGCAGAGGACCCUGCAUGACAAGAUCCUGGAAGAGAUAAAGCAGGAGCGGAGGCUGCACCCUGUGGGAGACCAGCACUUGGGCACCCAUGGGUUCGGCUCUCUGCCCUGUAUCCUCAGUGUCUGUUCUGGCGAUGUCAAGUCCACUUCCUGCAUCAACCUGUUUGUUCCCGAUGCUGGGAGCAGUGUGCAGCGCUCGUUACCCAGAGUCCUGCUCAAGGCACCCACCUUGGCUGAGAUGGAGGAGAUGACAACAUCUGAGGAAGAAGAGUCUCCCUGUGGGGAGGUGGCACUGAAACGGGACCGCUCUUUUUCUGAGCAUGACCUGGCCCAGCUCCGUAGUGAAAUGGCCUCUGGCCUGCAACCAGCCACACAGCCCCCAGGAGGGACGGAGCCACCCCAGCACCGAGCAGGCAGCGUGCACACCUGGAAACCCAGCACCCGAGACCAGGGCAAGUGCUGCUCCCACCUCCUGCCUGACCUUCCCCUCAGAUCUGCCCAGGGCAGCUCAGCAGACAGACUUGAGGCUUCUGCACCAGACGUCAGGCACCUGUGGUUGGAUUUCCACCACCCCGUGGAGAGCCUGGCCCUGACUGUGGAGGAGGUGGUGGGUGUGCGUUGCGUGCUGGUGAAGGCCGAGAUGGAAAAGUUCGCCCAGGACUAGGAGCUCUUCAGCAGCCUGAAGAGGGGGAAGAUCUGCUGUUGCUGCCAAGCCAAGUUCCCACUCUUCUCCUGGCCGCCCACCUGUCUCUUCUGCAAGAGAGCCAUCUGCACUUCCUGUAGCAUGAAGAUGAAGAUGCCUUCUAACAAGUGUGCACACAUCCCUGUCUACACACUGGGUUUUGAGAGUCCUCAGAGGGCACCCACUGCCAAAACCGCGAGGGCGCCAAGGCAAGACGUCUUCCAAUCCCUGCAGGGGCCUCAGUGGCGAAGUGUGGAGGAGGAGUUCCCCCACAUCUACGCCCACGGCUGCACCCUGAAGGAUGUCUGCAGUGACUGCACCAGCUUCAUGGCCCACGUCAUGCGCUCCAGCUGCAAAAUUGUGGAUAUUCUCAAUGCCAUGCCGCGCCGCAGCUGCCAGACUCAGUACCUCUACGUCCCCAGCAACAGGACUCUUGACUUCCAGUGAUGGCCUAAGGUGGCCAGGCCUUCAGGAAGGGACCUGGCUCCAGCCUGCUCCAGGCUGAGGCUCUGCUCCCAGUGCUGGGCCCGGCUGCCCACCGUGCUCCUGAGUUGUGCAUGGACAUAUACAUACCAGAUGCCUUUAUAUAAUAAACCCCUCCAAGACCCUG
Ictidomys tridecemlineatus (thirteen-lined ground squirrel) is the source of this 2279-nucleotide messenger RNA. NCBI's taxonomy places the organism in Eukaryota, Metazoa, Chordata, Mammalia, Rodentia, Sciuridae. The record is from RefSeq and is a predicted model, not a curated record.